AUGACGGUCACAACAUCAAAGCGUGUGAUGGCAAGCCUGACGAAAAACAGGGUGAAACAAGAAGAGGAGGGUUACCUGAGACAACCCGAUGCGUCUCUGAUAAGAGCCAUAAUCGCCAAUGUCAGAGCACGAAGAGCUAGAACGAGCCUGAAAUUAGUGCAGAGACGAGGCGAUCACACAGAUCUCAACAGCGCGAAGGAACUAGCCUUAGAAGGUGCCAAGAAAUUGGGGCCAGACGAGAUCCCUACAACAGUGGACCUGAAGUGGAGAAUAUCAGGAGCGAGUCUCAGCGCAAUGACACAAAAACUGGCCUACCAGGAAAUUCGCGACCGCAAGCUGAAAUCAGUCAAGCCGAGAUCGUCAACGACGACGAACCUUGAAAUCGUGUCCGAAGGUGUGAAAGACGCCUUCGGCGUCGAUGUCACUGAGGCUGAAAUAUGGAAAUCAAUACGGUCAAAACACGUAUCCAGCACCUGUGCUCAGUUCCUAUGGAAAACGAUGCAUAACCUCCACAUGGUAGGUAACCGGUGGCUGAGAGAGGGUAUGCCUGAAGAAUACCAGGACAGGGCGAUCUGUGCGAUAUGCGACAACGUUGAAUCAAUGGACCACAUUCUGUUUCGGUGCGAAGCGCCAGGACAAGCUGAAAUAUGGAACGAGCUGAAAGUGAUAUGGGAAACAACAGGCUUACCGUGGAAGCAACCAGACUGGGGCACUGCAUUGGGAGCGGGGUGCGCUGUUAUCAAAAGCGAAACCGGUGUCAGGAAGAAGCCAAUGGAGGCUCUAUGGACAAUCCUGUGGACCGAAUCAGUUCAUCUCAUUUGGAAGUUGAGGUGUGAACGAGUAAUACACAGGGACGGGGAAGUCCACGAUAAACUCGCGGUGAAAAACGCGUGGUAUGCAGCGAUCGACAGAAGACUGACGUUAAAUCGGAGGACGGCGGUGCUCGCUAAAUGUAAGCAUGACCUGAAGCAAGGCGACGUCGAAGCCAUAUGGGCUCCAACUAUACAAGGCUAUAGGGAUCUUCCCGAAGGAUGGGUCGGCAAUGGCGGGGUUUUAGUGGGUAUUAAGAGAGGACAGGGAUAA
Molecule: messenger RNA, 1083 nt
Organism: Dichomitus squalens LYAD-421 SS1
Lineage: Eukaryota; Fungi; Basidiomycota; Agaricomycetes; Polyporales; Polyporaceae
Exons: 1
Coding region: 1-1083 (360 amino acids)
Source: RefSeq, a predicted model, not a curated record